Messenger RNA from Closterium sp. Naga37s-1, 4554 nucleotides. The record is from the annotation of a GenBank genome assembly. Lineage: Eukaryota; Viridiplantae; Streptophyta; Zygnematophyceae; Desmidiales; Closteriaceae.
AUGGAGCAUGUGUCUCUGCAAGACCUGGAUCUGCAAGACCUGGACCUCUAUGUCUCCUCCAUGGGCUUACUGCCGCCACUCGCACGGGUGCAAGGGGACGGGGGUGCAUGGGAAGGGGCGGGAGCAGGGGCAGUGUCAGGCGAACCUGCUGCUGCUGAUCCUGCUGCUGCCGCUCCUGCUUCUCCCGAAACCGCCCCAUUCGAAACCCCCUCUCCCUCCUCACCCGCUCUAACCGAGGUGCGAGCCUACCUCCGUCUGCUCGUGUCCCGCAAGGCGUACCCCGCAGCCGUGGGGCUGAUGAAGCAGCUGCACAUGAGCGAAGGGAGAUCGGGAGAGUUUCUCCUUGAUAUGGUGGAGAGGGGGCAGGUGGAGCUCGCGGCUGAUUGGGCCAAGUACCUCGGUGGCGACACAUGUCGCGCGCUGAUUCGCGCGUGCAUGCAGAGGGACCUGUACAAGGCGGCGUAUAAGGUGGUGGUGCGGUGCGAGAUGAAGGAGGAGUUUCCCAACGCGUGGACCGAGUACAGGAAGAGCUCCCUGCGCAAGCUAGCGGACAAGUGCAUGUGGGAGGUGGCGGAGUGCCUUGUGGGGGACGACCCCGACCUGCUCCACUACCUCCUGCAACUGGCGGUGGAGGCAGGCGAGGCGGAGUUUGCGUCUUCCCUCUGCGCCCAGCACAACGUGCCCGUGCCGCCUGCCGUGCAAGGCGCAUUGGCAUCAGAGGCCCCAACGCCCGUCCUCUCCCUCCCCUACCUACUCCAGUGGGGGAGCAACGAGGGGCAGGGGGGGCAGCUAGUAGAUUGCACUACUGAAGCGCCUCAAGCAUCGCUUGUUGAAAGGCAGGGGGAGGGGGAGAAGACAAGCAAGGCGGAGAGAGGAGGGGAGGAUGAGGAAGAGGAGAGGAGGAGGAGGGAAGCGAUAAUGAUGGUUGAUAGUGCAGAGAGUAUUGAGCGCAUGAGGGAGGUGUUGGAGGGGGUUGGGGUGGAUGCAGUGGGGUUUGACUGUGAGUGGAAACCCAAGACUCAAAAGGGUGCUAAGGCCAAUAAGGUGGCCAUACUCCAGCUAGCCACGCGCCGCAAAGCCUUCCUCAUCGAUCUCAUCACCAUCACCGCCUCUCCACCCCUUUCCACCGCUCUCAACUCCGUUCUCCUCCACGUCUUCACCUCACCGCACAUACUCAAGCUCGCCUACGGCGCAGGCAACGACCUGCGUCUCCUCGCCCGCUCCCACCGCGCGGCCCUCCCAGCCGUGUCCACCUGCCACCCCGUGCUGGACCUCCAGCCGCUCGUCUCCCUCCUCUGGCCGCUCUCGGGCCAGGACACCCCCAAGGGGGGCCUCAAGGGCGUGGUGCGCAGCGUGUUUGGGCGGCGCAUGAGUGCGCGCGUGCAGAUGAGCGACUGGGAGGCGCGGCCGCUGAGUGACGCGCAGGUGGAGUAUGCGGGGCUGGAUGCGAUGGUGCUGCCGCAUAUCCUCGAUCGGUGUGUGGCGGUGGCCAGGAGGAUUGGUGCAGAGAGCAUGGUGAAUGCUUGCAAGGCGCCAUGCCACCAUCCCAACACGGCGAUUAGAACGAUGGUGAGGGCGAGGAGACCGCCUGAAAGAACCUUCCUCACACUCGCUUUUCCCUCGCGCCCUCCCCCCCAACACUCCCUCCGCCCCUCCCUUCCCCCCUUCCCUCUCCCCUCCCUCCAUCCGUCCUUCUCCUCCCCCCUCCCAUAUCCCCUGCAGUCCUCCUUCCACGUGGACGGCUCUAUCCCAGCAUCCGAGGACGACGACGACGAUGACAGUGACCUGUCAGAUCUCGUGGGGCAGGGGCGAGUGGCAGCAGCAGCUGCAGCGGCAGGGCUUGUACCCAUGGCGGGGUCGUCUCUUGAGGAGAUUCUGGAGGCGACAGAGAAGCACGCCGAGGGGUGGGUGGGGCAGGAGCAGCAGCAGCAGCAGCAGCAGCAGGUGCAGGGGGAAUCGGGGUUGCUGCAGGGGGAACAGGGGGAGCAGGGGAGGCAGGAGAACGAGGAGGAGACGAAGGAGCCUCACAGUUUAUUGUCCAUCCGUCCUGACCCGUCCCUCCUGCUUCUCCAUUCAAUCCCAUAUGCGCUCUCACCCUGCCCGUUCUUGUCCCUGCUCUCCCUGCUCUCCCUGCGCUCCCUGCUCUCCCUGCUCUCCCUGCUCUCCCUGCUCUCCCUGCUCCCCCUGUCAUCUUCUUGUCCCUCUGCUCUUCUCAGUCCUCGUCUGCACAUACCCGGUCGCCCUUCUCUCAAUCUCACACCCCUCUCUGUCCCCCUUUUUUCCCUCUCUCCUCCCUUUCUCCCUCUCUCCUCCCUUUCUCCCGCUCUCCUCCCUUUCUCCCUCUCUCCUCCCUUUCACCCUCGCUUCCCCUCUUCCCUGCAGAUUAUGUCUACCCCCACUCCCUUCAGUGCAACCACAAUGAACCUCGCCCCGACUCCAGGGAACGCCUAUGCCAUUUGGACCACCGACCAGGUGCAAGCAGUGUUUGCAGACCGCAAUAGUGAUAGACUACUGUGUGUUGCUGUCACGCACUCUGCACCUGCCAUCCCAGGGACGGUCAAGUCGAAGGUACAGGAGUGGCAGCAAGCAAGGGCCCUGCCCAUUCCAGCCUACUCCACUGUCAACGUCGCCUCGCACUGGCUCUGCGACGCUCUCCCUUCCAUUCUGCACGUCUCUCACACGCCUAUGCUGCAACCUCCCGUGAAAAUGGUUCCGCCACUGGGUUUCUAUAGUAGCAGCAGCGGUGAUGGCAGCAGCAGCAGCGGUGAUGGCAGCAGGAGUUGCAGCGGGGUGACGGUGCAUCAUGAGGCACAGGAGCGGGUAGCAGGGCAGAGGGCAGUGGGCGUGGAGCAGCGACAGCGCACCGUAGCAGCAGCGGCAGCAGAAGCAGCACGGGCAGGAGGAGAAGCUGGAGAAGCAGGAAAGGCAAGAGGAGCAGAAGCAGGGAGACAGAGAGAAGAAGAAGGAGGCAGGGGGUGCGUUGAGACAGCGGCAAACCCCACGGGGAAGCACGAUCUGUGGUGGGGGAACGGCCCCACUGCUCCCUUCCCGUUCUUCGUGUCUCAGGUUCGCAUUCAAGUCCCCAGACAGGGGGCGGCAGAGGCAUCAGCAGCGACAUUGCCAGAGGCAUUGCCUGGGUCAGCAGCAGGGGCGUUGCUAGGGGGGAGGAUGACGGAGAGCGAGGGAGAUGCAGGGAAGGAGCACGUGAGGGAGCGGGAGGAGUGGGGAUGGGCGCGGUUCAUGGGUCUGCCAGCGGGAGCAGCAAAGGAGGCGGAGAACCGAGCGGCGUUUGCGGCACUGCAGGCACUGGUGGGGCGAGAGGAGGCGGAGUUCCUGGCGUUUGGCGAUCUGCUGCGCUCACACGGCGUGGCAGCUGUGCCGCUCCGUGCGCCGCCCAGGCUUGCUCCGGAUCUCAUAAUAGCCAUUGUGCCAGCAUCAUCGACAGUCAAUCUCAAUGCCAUUGCUGCUCAUUUCAGCCUUCUUCCCAGGAGCCCUUUAUUUAACGUUCUGUUCGCUCUCUUCCAUCUAUCAUGUUCCCUCUCUCUCCCGUCCCCCUCCACUGUAAACGCUCUUACGGGAUUUCCAAGUGACGCCCUGCCUCCCCUGGGAUACACCCACUCAGUCACCACUCUCAUUGACGCCUCCCUGCUCCUCCACCUCUCCUCUCCCUCAACGCUCUGCCCCUCCUCUCCCUCGUCUUGCUCCGUUCCUGUGAGUGCGAGUGAGCACCAGCAGCAGCAGCAGCAGCAGCAGCAGCAACCCCAGCAGCAGCAGGCUCACGAGCAGAAGGAGCAGCAGCAGCUGCAGCAAGUUGAAGCAGUGGUGAUGCUGCCUGCAGGGGACCAGGAUCAGUGGAUGCUCAUCCGACCCCACCCCCUUCUCCGCGUCACUCAGGCCAUUCCCGUGCCCAACCUCGCUCUCCCGUCCUCUCCCACUCCUGCCUCCUCUCCUUCCUCUCCUUCCUCUCCUCUCUCUCCCACUCCAUCUCUUCCAUCUUCUCCUUCCUCUUCUUCCUCUCCUUCCUCUCUCUUCCCUGCUGCCGCUUCUCCUCCCUCAAAUGCAUACUCGUUUUCAAAACUUUCUCCUGAUUGCCUUCCUCCUCAUUCCCUUCCUCUUUCACCCUCCUCAUCAUCCCCCUCUUCCUUCUCCUGUUCCCCUUCUUCCUCUCCCUCCUUUCCCUCCUCUUCCCCUUCCGCUUCCCCCUUCUCUUCAUCCUCUUCCUCCUCCCUCACACCCAUCCCAUCAUGCGUCUCAAAGGCUGCUGAAUGCGAGAUCUACUGGAGCAGUGACGUGCGCUCCAAAUCACAAGUUUGCCAGGAGAGGGAGAUUUUUGGAGAGGUCAAAACAGUCGCAGAGGCUUCCUGGUGGAGUGGCAGUGCUGAAGCUGCCAGUCGCGUUGCUGUAGGCACGAAGAGUCAGACGAGAUCUACCAGUGGAGUGUUGAUUUCUGAAGCGUCUCAACAGUCGCAGCGGCUUACGGGGAGGGUGCCUGCCAGUGCUGCAGCUGAAGCUGAAGCUGAACGUGCCAGUCGCGUUGCUGUAGGCAGGGGUUGA